CGAGAAUUUCGACCCGCGUGGCGUUCGUCCGUCAGAUUGGAUUUCACCAUGCAGCGCCCAAGCAUGCUCAUGACACUGACGUACAGCCGCCUCCACGACCACCCGAGCCUCCCGAGCCCGAUGAGCGUCAUGGAGUGCGUCGCCUCCCCGCGCCUCCUCCCUGCCUUUGACGUCGUCUUUCGGAACCACACAGCAUCCUCGCCCCGCGUGAGCUCACCGCGACUGCCACCUCUUCGCGAAACCCUGCUGACGCCAACGCACUCGCCGUACACCAAGCCCGUCAAGCGCAAUGACGUAGGCAUCAAGCUCUGCUCCGUUCACGGUUGCGCCAAGCGGGCCAAGGCCGGCGGCGUCUGUAUUGCCCAUGGUGGUGGCAUCCGCUGCGCCAAAGACGGGUGCGCAAAGCACGCGGUCAGCAUGGGCCACUGCAUUAGUCACGGCGGCGGGAAACGCUGCACGGUGCUUGGCUGCCACAACGCGUCGCGCAAGUACGGCGUCUGCUGGAGCCACGGCGGGAAGCGUAUGUGCCUCAAGCAAGGGUGCACAAAAGGCCCCAAGACGGGCGGCUACUGCUGGGCCCACGGCGGCAAGGCCAAAAAGUAGAACGCUCGCACUCGUCGUAGUAUAGGUAUUACAUCGUUGUAGGAGACCGGGCGAUCGCAGUCCGCUGUCGGUACAUAAUUUAUUCAAUAUUACUAUUAGGCCAUCGAUUAUUCCA
This is a messenger RNA of Saprolegnia diclina VS20, 718 nucleotides long. RefSeq lists its product as hypothetical. The coding region runs from base 49 to 603 and encodes 184 amino acids. The record is from RefSeq and is a predicted model, not a curated record. NCBI's taxonomy places the organism in Eukaryota, Oomycota, Saprolegniomycetes, Saprolegniales, Saprolegniaceae. The transcript has a single exon.